AAAACUCAAAACCUACGUUUCACCAACGCGACUUAGGCCCGGCCACCGGUCCGAAGAGGAAGUGGAAGACGGACCACCGGUGAGUCGCCAUGGCCGCCGCUGCAACUUCAUCUAUCACGAAUUUCUUCUCCUUCCUCUCCAUCUCGAAAUCAUCACAAAUACACCAUAACUCCGUCUCUAUAAACUUCCAGUCUCUUCCAAAGUCUAAACAGACCCGGUUGUUUGCCUCCAGGGGUAAUGUUGCAUCUUCUUCCCAAGAACCUAAGGGUGUUUCCUCACGCAUUUUAAAUUAUAAUGUUCUGAUCACCGUGGGUGAGAACGAGUCUGAAGACCAGGUGGUGAAUCGGUUUAGGACACAGGUCUUGAGAGCAGGAAUUUUGCAGGAGUGUAAGAGGAGAAGAUUUUUCGAAAAUAGCCAGGCAAAGAGAAAGAGGAAAGCUAGGGAAGCUGCUAAGAGGAAUCGCAAGAGAAGGUUUAGGAGGCCUCAGUCAACAACUGAGAAGCAGCCAGACAAGAAAACCCCUGAGAGUAAGAAUAAAGAUGAGGAAGAUGACAACUGGGACUUUUACCAAGUAGACCUUCCAUACAGUUCAUAAAGGUCGCUCUGCCUUGAAAGAAUGAAACUAAUAUCUGUAAUGGAUGAGAGGAAUUAUUAGAUGUUUAGUGUAUUUUACUUGAUAUUAUUUAGUUUAGUUGGUAAUUUAGAAUUAGUUAGUAAAUUGUCAAAGCUAUAAAUAGCUACUUUAGGUUGUAAUGUGAAGCUUUUUAAAUACCGUUUGGAAAAUAGAAUUGUUCUUAGAGAACUCUCUUUGAAAUGAACUUCUUUUGUUUGGCUA
This is a messenger RNA of Cucumis melo (muskmelon), 836 nucleotides long. RefSeq names its product 30S ribosomal protein S21, chloroplastic-like. NCBI's taxonomy places the organism in Eukaryota, Viridiplantae, Streptophyta, Magnoliopsida, Cucurbitales, Cucurbitaceae. The record is from RefSeq and is a predicted model, not a curated record. Gene Ontology annotation, molecular function: structural constituent of ribosome. The transcript has 2 exons. Bases 90 to 596 code for a protein of 168 amino acids. Gene Ontology annotation, cellular component: ribosome. Gene Ontology annotation, biological process: translation.